This is a messenger RNA of Magallana angulata, 3634 nucleotides long. RefSeq lists its product as uncharacterized. The record is from RefSeq and is a predicted model, not a curated record. The coding region runs from base 279 to 1775 and encodes 498 amino acids. The transcript has 13 exons. NCBI's taxonomy places the organism in Eukaryota, Metazoa, Mollusca, Bivalvia, Ostreida, Ostreidae.
GGUUCAUGUACCGUAAUUCCGAGUGAACUGCCAACUGCAUUGCAUGUGAUUGUUGCAUGUUUAAGUCAUACUCAACCAAACAAGCGGGUAGAUAUAUGCUGAAUUUGUUUUGGACAGGAAGAAAAUAGCAAAAAAUACUUUUAUCAGUAAUCACAUCUGAUUUCCAAGAGUCCCAGAAAGAAACUUGCAAUUUCUUUAGGAAUCCAUAUUCAGGUUGGAAUAAAAAAAUCAAGCUGCUACAGAGAAGAUUUCCAUACGCAGAACAAAUAGAAGUCAGGAUGGCACAAAAUAGUUACAAAGAUAAAGAUGUGCUUCAACAAUUCAAUGUUACACUUAUUCCUAAGAAGGAAAUUAUAAAUGAGUAUGAAAGCAUAACCCCUUCACAAGAAUCCAUAGAAGAAGGGAAUCCUGUUUUGAAUAUUGAUUGUUGGAAAGAAUCACAAGUUUUGACAUUUAAUCAGGAAUCAGGGGAUGGAAUCGCACUAGACAAGGUAAUAGAUCUCCUUCAUCCACCCAGGACUGGUAAAUCCUUUUUGUCUGAUUACUCUACUCCUUGGUCAAAUCAGGAGGAGAUUGAACAAGGAGAUAGCUCACAGGAAUUGGACCCCCUUGUUACCUCAUUCAAACUAGAAACAAUGUGUUCACCCACCCUCCAGGCUUGUCAAACAGAAGAAACAGAGAUAAAAGAAAUUAGUAUGGCUAGAGAAUCACCAAGUUAUCAGACUGCUGAAACUACAGACGCGCAUACAGAUGAGAGCAGCUCUGCAGCUAAAGUAUCGUCUAGUACCCAGGCUGAGUCCAGCCCCAAACUAACCAAAACUACAGUAGCAACAUUUGCUCAAGAUCAACUCAUUCCCGUCACAGAGAUCAAAGAACCAAGCCCCUCACUAGAUAUCAGAAUGUACAGCUGCAUUGAGUGUCGUAGAGGCAUGGGAGCCCAAAGUCACUUCAGGACCUACAGGAAGUGUUCUCUGUGUUGCUAUGCCACACGCUGCUCUACUGCCUUCACGAAACACAGGGAAUUUCACACAUCCCAGCGUCAUAACGAAAUCAGAACAAGGAGAGGGAAAGAGAUAAAAGACAUCAGAAUCAGUGCACCAAGAGAGAGGAAGAUGAAGGACUCCCUAAUGUGUGUUUGUGGUUUUAUCAGUCCCUAUGGAGAUAAAGCUGCCAGACACCUCCUGAGGUGUACAGAAAAGUCCUGUUAUUAUAUGACUGUAGCAGCUGAGACAGUGAAAGAUGUCGCUGUUUGUGGUAAACAAGAAUCAGAAGAGGACAAGCCUAGAACAUUGCCUUCUGGAGAAGUACGACAGAAUGAGGAAAAGGAAGAAGUGGAGGAGAAAGAACUUGAUUUGAAUAAUACACAUGAAACACAGACAACAGGAGAGUCUUCAAUGACUCCAACCACUAAAUGGUCGGUCAGAGAGAUCAAAAGUAUCAGCCAAAAAGAGGCAGAGCUUCUACCUUAUUUCUUACAAAAGAGGAGUGGAAAACAGAGGCAGAGUACUAAGUUGUUUGAUGAUAUAACAGAGUUAAACGCUGAAAAUAUAAAAAGCCAGCUGAUGGACACCUCAGACAUUGUCAGCACAGUAGACUUUGCUCCACCCACUAAACGGCUGAUGCAGCUGAAGUGUAGAGGGGGUGUAAAGAGGCUGUUUACACGGCCAGGCAGAAAGAACACCAUCACAGCUGCCACGAAGUUGUUUGAGAGGAAUUUGAUAACACUGAUAGAAGAGGAAGUGGUUAUUAAAGAGAACAACAAUGAGGAAUCAUAAUAAUUGAUGACAAGAGGGAGAAAGCAACACUGUCUAUGGGUUUGUCCAGGUAGGACUAAUGCUGUACAGAAGAACCAGGCUCCACGUCAGCCCGACAAAGAGAGGGUAAGAGAUGUGAAGAAAUCUUUACUAUACAAAUAAUGGAAAAACUUCUUGACAAAGUGAGAGGCAGAGAAGUAGAGAACUCUUCUCCAUGUUUACUGACAGUACUGGACUAAGCUAUAUCAGUAACAGAGAGAAGGGCAAAGUGAUAUCGUCAGACAGUACUGCUAAUGCUAUAACAUUGGCAAAAAGAGGAGCACAGAAAUAUCUUCAGAAAAUUGCAGUAAUGCUACAUCAAUGACAGAGAGAAGGGCAGAGUAAUAUCUCCAGACAGUUACAAUAUUGCUACAUCGUUGACAGAGAGAGGGGCAGAGAAAUAUCUCCAGAAAAUUGCAGUAAUGCAACAUCAGUGACAGAAAGAAGGGCUGAGUUAUAUCUUUAGUCAGUACAGGUAAUGUUACACCACUUGCUGAGAAAGGGACAGAGAAAUAUCUCCAGACAGUACUGGCAGUGCUCAUCACUGACAGAGAGAGGGACAGAGAAAUAUCUCCAGACAGUACUGGCAGUGCUCAUCACUGACAGAGAGAGGGACAGAGAAAUAUCUCUAGACAGUACUGGCAGUGCUCAUCACUGACAGAGAGAGGGGCAGAGUUAUGUAUCUCCAGACAGUAAUGCUUCAUCACUGACAGAGCGAGAAAGAGAGGCACAGAAAUAUUUGAAGACAGAACAAGUGAAAGUGCAUUGACAAACAGAGAAACAUGAGAAAGUCUAUAUCCUAAAGAACCACAAAGUAAAGUUUGAAUAAGACAAGAGUAAACUACAAUCUAGCUGGAUUUGACUUGAAGAUACAAUACAUUCUGAAUUUUACUUGGAGAUGCAAUACUUUCUAACUGGAUUUGAGAUACAAUGCAUUCUAAAUGGAUUUGACUUGGAAAUGUGAUACAUUUUUUGCUGGAUUUAAUUUUUGAGAGAGCGAUACAUUUCUACUGGAUUUAAUUUGGAGAUACAAUACAUUCUGACUGGAUUUAAUUUGGAGAUGCAAUACAUUCUUAAUGGAUUUAAUUUGGAGAUGUAAAACAUUCUGAAUGGAUUUGAUUUGGAGAUGCAAUACAUUCUGAAUGGAUUUAAUUUGGAGAUGCAAUACAUUCUUAAUGGAUUUAAUUUGGAGAUGCAAUACAUUCUGAAUGGAUUUGAUAUGAAAAUGCUCACUCUGUUGAGUGACAAUGAAGUGUGUAAACGCACUCCCAAUGGAAAUUCUAGAUGCAGUUCAAUCUAUGGUUGUGACAAUAUCAGGCAAAGUUUAAUUCACAGAUGAUAUAUGGCAUUUUUCCAGAAUAAGUAACAAAUAACAUUUAAAAGAAGUAACUGCCACUGUCAACAGAAAUAAAUGUUUCAACAUGCCAGUACAAAAUAUGCCAUGUUUUACAAAUAUUUCUGCUGUUUCUAUAUUUGUAUUCAUCACACAGUUUAUGGUUGAAAACUGCAUAAAUUUACAUAAAAUGUUGUAACCGCCCCCAGAAUAAUCUUUUUAUUACAACUUAGCAUUAUAACUCCUUUUCAAUAUAUGCAUUUGAAGUUUUAUUUAGAUCAUGUACUACAUUUACCCUGAAGUUAAUUGGCCAUGUCAAACAAAUUGGAAUAAUAAAUCAUAAUUCAUAAGGAAAAGGGAUCACUUCACUAUUUGACUUAAUUCAGACAUAAGCAACUUCACACCUAAAUCUAGAGUGAGCAAGUAAAAAUUUGUUCCUUUAAAAAAAGUCCAUAUUUCUAACCUCUUUGUUGUUCAGAAGGCAACUUAUAAAUACUUCAAUUGGAAU